CUCAGAUCGGUUUCCUAUUUUGUCUUCCUGUCCAUGAAGUCAUCGGCUCUUGAAUAAGUAGCAUAUCAAACUUGCAGCUCGUCAUAGCGAACAUACGUUCCCCUUGUUAACGCUCACCCUCUCACUUACACUCUCACUACUCACUCACUCAUCCCUUUAUCGUCUCACACACUAACUCGCUCAAUCACUUAACUUACCAUCACCCCUCUGAACACGCCAAACACCCCCUGCAAGUCCAAGAUGCCUCUCGCAACACACUUCACCCUUAACACGGGCGCCAAGAUCCCCGCCGUCGGCUUCGGCACGUGGCAGGCCGGCCCGCAUGAGGUCGAGCGCGCCGUCGAGACGGCCCUGCGCUCCGGGUACCGUCACAUCGACUGCGCCGCCAUCUACCGUAACGAGGCCGAGGUCGGCGAGGGCAUCCGCAAGAGCGGCGUGCCGCGGUCCGACAUCUUCGUUACGGGCAAACUGUGGAACACCAAGCACGCGCCCGAGGACGUCGAGGCCGGCCUCGACAAGACGCUGGCCGACCUCGGCACAGACUACCUGGACCUGUUCCUCAUGCACUGGCCCGUAGCCUUCAAACCGUCGGAAAAGUGGUUCCCCAUCGAUUCCCAGGGCGUCUUCGAGCUGGCCGACAUCGACCCGGCAGAGACCUGGGCGGCCAUGGAGAAGCUCGUGGCCAAGGGCAAGGUCCGCGCUAUCGGCGUCUCCAACUUCACCAAGCACCGCCUCGAAGCCCUCCUCGCCAAGACGACGACGGUGCCCGCCGUCAACCAGGUCGAGGCCCAUCCGUACCUUCAGCAGCCCGACCUCCUGGCGUUUUGCAAAUCCAAGGGCAUCCAGCUGGCCGCCUACUCGCCGCUCGGCAACAACCAGACAGGCGAGCCGCGGACGGUGGACGACCCGCUCGUCGGCGAGCUGAGCAAGCAGCUGGGCAUCGACGGCGGCCAACUGCUCGCCUCGUGGGGCGUCCAGCGCGGCACCGUCGUGCUGCCCAAGAGCGUCACGCCGAGCCGGAUCGAGUCCAACCACCAGGUCCGCGAGCUGCCGGCCGACGUUUUCGACAGGCUCAACGGCCUCGAGAGGAACAAGCGCUUCAACUGGCAGACGAGGUGGGGGUUCGACAUCUUCCAGGAGCUGGGCGAGGAGGAGGUCAAGCGCGUGGCGAGGGAGACGGGGCCCGAGAACCUGACCAAGUUUAAAGUGUAGACGCGUAUCCUUUAUCCUCGAUUCCCUUCCAAAGAGUAAAUGUAAUCCUCGAGAAUUAUAUAGACAUUUUUGUUCGUUGGCCCUUCCAUUGACCCGGCCUCACUUUCGU
Messenger RNA from Colletotrichum destructivum, 1321 nucleotides. Its product is annotated as Putative aldo/keto reductase, aldo-keto reductase, NADP-dependent oxidoreductase. The record is from RefSeq and is a predicted model, not a curated record. NCBI's taxonomy places the organism in Eukaryota, Fungi, Ascomycota, Sordariomycetes, Glomerellales, Glomerellaceae. Gene Ontology annotation, molecular function: aldose reductase (NADPH) activity. Gene Ontology annotation, cellular component: cytosol. The transcript is spliced from 2 exons. The coding region runs from base 241 to 1212 and encodes 323 amino acids.